GACAGGCACCACAGAGUGCGUCUCAUACCGAACGCAGCUGAUGUUGUGAUUGUGUCGGCCCCGCAUACGAGCCGAGCCAUGGCUGACAUUUGCAGAUUUCCUGUUUACCUGGAGUGUGACCACCUGCUGGAGGAACACAAGCCGAAAAUAGAGACAUAUUUCCGAGUUAAGCGCAAAUCAGGCGGAGGGGAGUGUGGACCACUGACGCGCGCGACUGAAAACGUCUACAGCAUUACCUUCAAGUGUCCGGACGUUCAGCAGAGAGUCCUGCAGAGAUGUCAGCAUGUUGUGGAGCUUGCAGAUGGUCAAGUGGUGUUAACUGUCCGAGACAGCCUUGAAGCUCGCACCUCUACCAUCAGCGCUUCAGCUGCAAAUCAGGAAUUCACAGCUCCACUACAGAACCUACCAGCCAAUCCUGCCUCAACAUCUCCAUCUGGAGGCGAAGAAUAUGCACUACACCUUGAUCCUUACCUCCUCCGUUACCUGAAGGAAAGUCCCAAAGCUUUGGAAGAACUACAAAAAUUACUCACCUCAGUUUCCUGCUCUGCUCAGCUUCACCUAGAGGAGGGAAGGGUUUUAGUCACGAGUGUAGCUCAACCUGAUGGUGAAACAAGUUGGAAAGUAGAGGUGGACCAACUCUUUGAUGGCUACCUGUGCCAUCAUGAGGUGGACCCUCUCAAAGCAGAAGCUCUGCUUCAGCCCCACAGCUCCUCUCUGACCACAGAUGAGGUGAAGGUGUACAGCGAGGAUGGGAAGGCUGUUGUUGUCGGGCAACAAUACCAUGUGAAUGCCAUGUUGAUGAAUCUAGAUGACAGGUCGAGUGUCAGGGAGAAGCAAACCAGAAUUUGCAGAUUAGAGAAGGCCAAACUCCGCCUCCUCUGGAAAAAGAUUGAGCAUCAUUUGGGGCGAAAUUUUCCUGGAGUGAAUGUCACACAGGAUUAUGCCGGUCAGUUAGUUUUGGAAGGUCCAGUGGAUGAGAUGAUCAAGGCUGGAGAUUGGAUCUCUAAGGAGGAGACAUUAGUCUUAGAGAGGUCAGUUUCUGAUGUGAGCCAACACUUUUUGGCCUUCUUGUGGAAGGCUUAUGGAGAACCAGGGGUGCUCGCUGAGUUUUUAGGGGUUCAUGACGAGGUGGAAAUAGAGUUAAGAGUCACAGAGAUAUGUAUUUUCACCCUGUCUGCCGACAAACUGGAUCACACAGAAAAACAAUUGCAUGAAGAGUUCAAGGAAAUCAAUAUUGACAUCCGUUAUUGCUCCGCUGUGCUGCCUGAGCUUCAGGAAACCCUUGAGUGUAAGACUUUUGAGUUGAACCAAGGGCAAUGUAGAGCUCAGGUUUUGUUCGGCUCUGACAACAAGGUGUGCUUAGUUGGCCACACUGAAGAAUUUGAAAUGCUUUGUGAAGUUGUUGAUCAGUUUAAUUUGGACCAGUGUUCUGCCCAACUACUGCAGAUCCGUUCUUUGACAUCUUCCUUUGGGCCAGUGGAUGAGACUGAAGGUCCAUCCAGCAAAGUGACCGAGAUCAAGGACUGGCCGGCCCCUUAUUUGGACUCCCUUGGUAAGGACAGAGUCUUUACUGACGAUCACAGGUCAGUAAGAUAUUUCAAGAGCUCCCAUAGGGACGAUGACCCUCUAAGUGUAGCCUUGAAUUGGGCAUCUUCAAGUUUAAGUGAAGGAAACACAGUAGUUGCUAGCUACCACCUCCAAGAAGGGCUUCAAGUCCUGGUUUGUCAGGGGGACAUCACCAAACAGAAUGCUGAUGCCCUUGUGAAUGCUGCCAAUGAAGAUUUGGACCACUGUGGUGGGGUUGCUGCUGCACUGAGCCAAGCAGGUGGCCCUGAGGUACAGCAAGAGAGCAACAUCUUGGUAAAUUGUUAUGGGAAAAUACCUACAGGUGAUGUAGUGGAGACCACAGGCGGGAACUUGAACUGUAAGAAACUGCUGCACGCUGUUGGGCCAAUAGCUGGAAAAGCAGGGGGAAGAGAGAGGGUCUUGCUGGAAAAAACAGUCCAAUCUGCUCUGAAUUUAUCAGAAAUAUACGAGUUCAAGUCCAUUGCCUUGCCUUGUAUCAGCUCAGGGGAAUUUGGUGUCCCUGACGAUGUGUGCUCUGAGGCCAUCGUGACUGCUGUUAAACAGUUUGGCAGUCAGGGAGGACGAAGUCUGAGCAAAAUCAUCCUGAUUGAUGACAGGGAGGAGGUGGUGAGGGCGAUGCAGGAAGCAUGUGACAGGAUUCUCAGCGGGGUAACUACAGAAAAAAGUGAACCAGUAGAUUACAAGUUCCCACUGGAUGCUUCGGUCCAUGACGAAGCUAGAGCUGCUGGGGGUGGUGUCCAUGUGGAGAUCGUUCAAGGAACCAUUGAGACCCAGAAGGUGGAUGCAAUAGCGACGCCAAUGGUUGGCCAUGAUCCUCUCUCCACCCGGGUCGGAAACAGUCUUUUCAAAACGGUUGGACCUCAUCUGACUGCCAGGUUCAGAGAGGAAGCAGGAGAGGAAACAAUGCCUGGUGACACAGUCCUGGUGGAGGACUUGCCUGGACUGCAAUCUGAUGCAGUGUUCUUCCUCAACCUCGUGCCCUGGGAUAACGACGAUGAUGGAACUGCAGUCCAGGUUCUCAGGAGCAGCAUCAACCAAACACUAAUGUUAUGUGACAGAAGAGGAUUUGGUUCAGUUGCCCUCCCUGUCCUCGGGGCUGGAAUUGCCCUGCAGUUCCCUGACACCUUGGUUGCCAGGAUUCUACUGGAGGAGGUUCAUGCAUUUGAACAAGAACAAGCCAGCAAAACGCCGCUCUCUGUCCGGAUCGUUAUCCACCCUGAUGAUGAAAGUGCUUAUGAGAUCUUUAAGUUGGUCCAGGAGGAUUUCCAACCAAAAGAAUGCACGGACAAAGUUCAGCAAUGGUAUCAUGAGUCUGCAACAAAGAGGAUUGUGCUGCUGGGAAAAACAGGAUCUGGAAAGAGCAACCUAGCUAACACCAUAUUCGGAGAGAAACUGUUCACCACAAACCAUACCCCGAACUCUGGAACAAGAACAUGUCAAGCAGAAACCAGAUCCGUCAACGGAAGAAGCAUCACGUUGAUCGACACCCCUGGUUUGUUCGACGCAGAGAGGUCUGAGGAGGAGAUGAAGCCUGAGAUAGUGAGCUGUAUCACUGAGUGCGCUCCUGGGCCCCAUGCUUUCCUCAUUGUGCUCAAAGUGGAGAAGUUCACCCAGCAGGAGCAGGCUGUCAUCGAGAAAAUAUGCCAGUAUUUCUCUGAAGAUGCUCUUAAAUAUGCUGUCAUUGUCUUCACUCACGGGGACCAGCUCCCUAAAGGGGUGAAAAUUGAGGAGUUUGUCAGUCAGAAUAAGAAUCUCAGUGAUCUGGUGAAGAAGUGCAGAGGAAGGUGCCAUGUCAUUGAUAACAAAUACUGGCAAAACAAAGUGGAGAAUAACUACCGAAGCAACCCGCUCCAGGUUGAGGAGCUACUCAACACAAUAGACGGGAUGGUGAUGGAAAACAAAGGAGACUUCUACAUAAAUAGGAUGUUUGAAGUGGUUGAGAACGAGAUACAGAAAGAGGUCAAAAGCAUAAGACAGUCUGUGGGUUGCAUGUCCGUGAAAGAGAUCAGAGAAGAAGCGAAAAGCAGAGUUAAUGACAAGCUUUUGAUCCAACUGGCAGGUAUUGGUACAGGAGCAGUGGUGGGCGCUUUAUUUGGCAUAGCAGCGAUGGUUGGAAUAGUUAUCACAGCUUUUCAUAACUCUGGAUUCCUAAUGAAAACCUUAAAAAGGCUCCCAGCAGCAGGAGGUGCUGCAGCAGCAGCAGUAGGUGGAGUGGAAGCAGCAGGUCUGGCAGCUGUAGGGGUGGUUGCUGGUGUGACUACAGCUGGCUUAACUACAACCGGUGCAGUCAUCGGUGGAAUCAUUGGACAUGACGCUGCUGAAGGAGCAGCGACACCAAUGGAGGCAGCGGUCAAGGCAGCCAAUGCUGUCUUCAACAAGGGGAAAACUACAUUAAAGCUGUGAUAGGGAGCAGUGUGAAGAAUGAGUAGAGGGGGUGUCCAGGGUUUAAUUCUGAAUAAUUAAACCCUAAUUAAAAAACAUCAUGUAACCUUGGCCACUGAUAUUCCUCCUUUUAGCUCUGUUUUUGUCCCCACUACAUUCAGAGGAAAAUGUCUGAAACUAAUGCUGCUAAAUAUUUUAUGGUGCCAACGAGCUAGUCACUUUACCAGCCUGAAGCUGCACAGGGAGCUUACAGCAGGUUAAUUGAACAAAACAGCUUGUCAGGCAAGGUACAAGGUGAAAAAAACAAACGAGUUUGAUGUCCUGGAAACCAAAACAAUGAGAGCAAAGAGGCUAAAAGGGGAUUUUCCGGGUAUGGUGACAUUACUUUAUUAGUUUGAUACUGUCUGUGAUAACUUGUUCAUCACAAUCACCUUGUAAUGUUUGUAAUUAAGAUAAUUACUUAAGGUACCACCAACACUACUCAUAGUGCACUUUACAGGAGAGGAGCCAUGACAGAAUAAAAAAAGGAAUCAAAAAGGUGGAGGGAAAUAAUGAUUCUGAAAGCACAUUGUCAAAUGACUUUUUUGCCUAAUAAUUGUUUACAUGUGAUAUUUCAUGAUCAAGUUCUUACUAAUUCACUUUGGGUGUCUCAAGUAUUUUUAUUCUGACAAAUCUUUUUUCAACAAUAAAAGCAAAGAUUGUGCUCAAGA
This is a messenger RNA of Notolabrus celidotus (New Zealand spotty), 4679 nucleotides long. RefSeq names its product protein mono-ADP-ribosyltransferase PARP14-like. The record is from RefSeq and is a predicted model, not a curated record. The transcript has 7 exons. NCBI's taxonomy places the organism in Eukaryota, Metazoa, Chordata, Actinopteri, Labriformes, Labridae. The coding region runs from base 79 to 3990 and encodes 1303 amino acids. Gene Ontology annotation, molecular function: GTP binding.